AGAGUGUUUGUCCAAAUGUCUGUGUGUGUGUUUGGGGUGGCUGUAGCUUCCCUCUGUAUGUGAGUUGUGUUCAAAGUGGAGUCGUGAGCUGCUGGCCAAUCACAAGUCUCAGGGGAGUCCCACAGCGCUGGCCAGAGGAGAAGUGGGAGGCGGCCAAGGUGUACAUGCCAGGUGGCCACAAGACUCAUGUCAAGUUUGAUGACUUUGACAUUGCGGCUCUCAUCAACCUGAUGAGUCGCUGCACUCACUUCCACAGACUCAUCAAAGCCAGCGGGCUCCAAAAGCUCAUUGAGAGUGUGACGGAGGUGAGGAACAAGGUGAUGCACUCUCCUGACUUCACCAUGAGCACAGGAGACCUCAAGACACACCUGGAGAAGAUCACACGCCUGGAGCGGGUCCUCGAGCCAUAUGUCCCAGAGAUGAAGAGUCUAUCAGAGGAGAUUGAUAAAGGCACAGGAGAACAGAGUCUGGAGGAGUUCAAAGAGAUGGAACUGUUGGUGAUGGUGGAGGAGAUUGGCUUCAUCUCAGUGUCUUUUUCAGAUGGGCCAACAACUCACUCUGAGGACGGAUCCCAGCAGCUGAUAGUGCUGGUGGACAGUCUGUGGUCGUUCAUGGAGCAACACCAGGAUCUGCAGCAGGCACUCAGUAUUCAGAUGGCCUACCUGCUCUCUCUGAAGGAACACAAGGAGCAGCUCAUGGAGGCUCUCGCCAAGGUCCAGGAGAAUCAGAAACAGCUCUAUCUGAAUAUUAAGAAAAUUCACCAGUAUAAACGAACGAUCUUGGACUAUCAAAAACAGCUAGAAAAACAACAAGAGGAAUUAGGUCAACGGAACACUUUUGCCAUCCGUCUGGCUAGAGUGAGCAUUAUCCUGAGACUCUUAUCAGGAUAUUCCCCCAGCCUACCUGUUAAAGCUGUGGUUCUGAUUUGAUCACUCGCUUUCAACCCACCACCUCCCCUCAAGCUUCCCAUCUUCAGUUGAAAUCCUUGCCACAGACACUUUGCUUUCUUCUCUUUUUGCAAAUCUGAAACAUGAACUAGUGAAAUAAUAGACAUGUUUAAUUCAUUGGGCUACUGUUUAAAUACUUUAUAUAAUGUUUGUAUGACAACAAUUACAUACUGCAACUUUAA
This is a messenger RNA of Alosa sapidissima (American shad), 1129 nucleotides long. RefSeq lists its product as uncharacterized. Lineage: Eukaryota; Metazoa; Chordata; Actinopteri; Clupeiformes; Clupeidae. The record is from RefSeq and is a predicted model, not a curated record. The transcript has 5 exons. Bases 165 to 929 code for a protein of 254 amino acids.